AUGGUUGACUUCUACUUACCCUUGAAAUUAUUGAAAGAGAAGCUAUCGCCCAACAAGGAAUUGUCAGACAAUUCGUUUCCACUUAAAAACGCGUCGUCUAUAUCAAAGCGACCAAUAUCCGAAGAUGACCCGUUUAACGAUGCCAAAAAGUUGAAAUAUGAUGAAAAUGUUCAAACAAAUAUUGGUCGUCAGUCGAUAAAGUCUCCAUUUAUCAAGAAAAAUAACUUGGAAAAGAUAAAUGCAACACAUGUGACUAUUGUAUCAGAAUCGGACAACGAAACUGGCAGUACAGCAGUUGCAGAGAACCAGCUAGCUGAUGAUGAUGAAGGUGACGGAAAUGAUGAACAUGAGGACGACGAACAAGAUGAUGAUGGUGACGAUGAAGAAGAAGAAGGGGAGGAAAUUGCUCUUAUGAAAGAAGUAACUGAUACCGCAGCACAAGACCUGGAAGAGAGAAUGACAGAACAUUCGGCAUCAGAUGAAAUCGAUGAAGUUCCACUUGAUGUACUUGAAGAAAUGCAUAAGUUGGAAAUAGUGUUUCCUACUUUAUCGUCAAACUAUAGACUUAUAGACAAAAUUGGUGAAGGUACCUUCUCCACCGUCUACAAGGCUGAGGCCAUUAAUGGGGCUAUUCAGCUUGGUUCUGAAAUAUGGAAGUCACCACCACUUCGCAAGACAAAGAAGAAGAGCUUAACAUCUGCACACUCAAAGAAGAAGAAUCCGAUAGUUGCACUCAAACAAAUUUACGUGACGUCGUCUCCAAAUAGAAUUCAUAACGAAUUGAAGCUUCUUUUCCUUUUAACAGGAAACUCUCAUGUCGCGCCGCUUCUCGAUAUAUUGCGAUAUCAGGAUCAAGUUAUAGCGAUCAUGCCAUACUACCAACAUGCAGACUAUCGUGAUUUUUAUCGAGACUUGCCGAUAAAGGGUAUCAAGAAGUAUAUGUGGGAAUUAUUGCAUGCUUUGUCCUUUAUUCAUGACAAAGAUGUCAUUCAUAGAGAUUUAAAGCCAACAAACUUCUUGUACGACCCAUUCAAAGGAAAGGGGGUGUUGGUAGACUUUGGAUUAGCAGAAAAAAUGGAAACUCAACAGCAACAACACCUACAACACUCCAGUAGUAGCAGUAAAUCAAUAUUGUGUCCUUGUUUGUCGAAAGAGAGACACCAAUUGUCUCGAAAUACAAAAAGACAUAACGUUAGGGCUGCUUAUCCGAAACAGGAUCAAAGGCCCCCACGUAGAGCAAAUAGGGCGGGCACAAGAGGAUUUAGAGCUCCCGAAGUCCUUUUCAAGUGUACCAACCAGCUGACUAAGCUUGAUAUAUGGUCUGCGGGUAUCAUUGGACUUUCAUUUAUAUCCAGAAAAUUUCCAUUAUUUAAUUCGCCAGAUGAUAUAGAUGCGCUUUUAGAACUUGUGCUAGUAUUUGGCUUGGAAAAGUUACAGCAAUGCGCUGAAUUGCAUGGGUGCGGGUUGGAAGUAAGUCUACCAAAUGUCAAUACCAAUGGCAAGAAGCUAACUGAAGUAAUAGCGGAUUUCUUAAAGUUUGAAUGGGAAAAUGGUACAUUUCCUCAAGAUAGCGUGGUUUCAGAUACGCUAAAAAUUUUGAAUGAAAAAGGAGAUAACUUUGUAAGGCCAUCUGGCUCCAGUGCAGAGUUAGAAAACUAUAGAGAUCAUGUCGACUUCAUUCAGAUGUUACACGGAACUUUCAGAAUGGAUCCAGUAAAGAGAUCUUCUGCAAAAGAAGUUUUAAAAAUGCCAUUUUUUGACGACUUGAGUACAAAAGUUGAAGAUGACGUUAUCUUUUGA
This is a messenger RNA of Dujonia railenensis, 1800 nucleotides long. The record is from the annotation of a GenBank genome assembly. Lineage: Eukaryota; Fungi; Ascomycota; Pichiomycetes; Serinales; Debaryomycetaceae.